GGCAACAGAGAGAGCAGCUCGAGUUCCCCAAGCGAGCUCCUUCGGCUGGAACAUCGUUUCGGCGUCGAAUCAUUCCGCGCGACAAUUGCUCUGAAAGGACUUUGCAAGCCGAGGGCAACGUUCGACGCGGAACCUUUCGCAGCUGGACAAGUUCUGCUCUCUCGCCCUGCCUCGACCCUUUUCGCUGAGCCGCAGCGCAACCAAGCAGCCAUGGAUCAACCUGUGAAGCUCGCCAUUGUCACCAAGGUCGUGGGGCGGACGGGCUCUCGUGGUCAGGUCACGCAGGUCAGGGUGAAGUUCCUGGGGGAUGACAAGGACCGGCAAAUUAUGAGGAAUGUGAAGGGGCCCGUGAGGCAAGAUGACAUCCUGGUCCUGUUGGAGUCAGAGCGUGAGGCAAGGAGGCUGCGGUAGAGGGGCCAUUACUGAAAUUAUAAAAAGACGUGUUAUAUCCAAUCUUGCAAAGACGAGGUGCAUACAACUCUUUCCAAACAUGUGCCGGUAAAGUUGAGCAAGACCGAGUGCAAUGCAUGGAGAUUG
This is a messenger RNA of Klebsormidium nitens, 537 nucleotides long. The record is from the annotation of a GenBank genome assembly. NCBI's taxonomy places the organism in Eukaryota, Viridiplantae, Streptophyta, Klebsormidiophyceae, Klebsormidiales, Klebsormidiaceae.